ACACACACACACACACACACAUACACACACACACACACACACACACACACACACACACACACACACACAUAUACACACACACACACAUACAUGCAUACAUACAGUGGGGCAAAAAGUAUUUAGUCAGCCACCAAUUGUGCAAGUUCUCCCACUUAAAAAUAUGAGAGAGGCCUGUAAUUUCAUCAUAGGUACACUUCAACUAUGACAGACAAAAUCAGGAAAACAUUUCCAGAAAAUCACAUUGUAGGAUUUUUAAUUAAUUUAUUUGCAAAUUAUGGUGGAAAAUUUGGCAGGUAGUUCCUCUGUCCCCGUCCAUCUCUCUGUCCCUCUGUCCCCGUCCAUCUCUCUGUCCCUCUGUCCCUGUCCAUCUCUCUGUCCCCGUCCAUCUCUCUGUUCCUCUGUCCCCGUCCAUCUCUCUGCCCCCGUCCAUCUCUCUGUCCCCGUCCAUCUCUCUGUCCCUCUGUCCCCGUCCAUCUCUCUGUCCCUCUGUCCCCGUCCAUCUCUCUGUCCCUCUGUCCCCGUCCAUCUCUCUGUUCCUCUGUCCCCGUCCAUCUCUCUGUCCCUCUGUCCCUGUCCAUCUCUCUGUCCCCGUCCAUCUCUCUGUCUCUCUGUCCCCGUCCAUCUCUCUGUCCCUCUGUCCCCGUCCAUCUCUCUGUCCCUCUGUCCCCGUCCAUCUCUCUGUCCCUCUGUCCCCGUCCAUCUCUCUGUCCCUCUGUCCCCGUCCAUCUCUCUGUUCCUCUGUCCCCGUCCAUCUCUCUGUCCCCGUCCAUCUCUCUGUCCCUCUGUCCCUGUCCAUCUCUCUGUCCCCGUCCAUCUCUCUGUUCCUCUGUCCCCGUCCAUCUCUCUGUUACUCUGUCCCCGUCCAUCUCUCUGUCCCCGUCCAUCUCUCUGUUACUCUGUCCCCGUCCAUCUCUCUGUCCCCGUCCAUCUCUCUGUCCCUGUCCAUCUCUCUGUCCCCGUCCAUCUCUCUGUCCCUGUCCAUCUCUCUGUUCCUCUGUCCCCGUCCAUCUCUCUGUUCCUCUGUCCCCGUCCAUCUCUCUGUCCCUCUGUCCCCGUCCAUCUCUAUGUCCCUCUGUCCCCGUCCAUCUCUCUGUUACUCUGUCCCCGUCCAUCUCUCUGUCCCCGUCCAUCUCUCUGUCCCUGUCCAUCUCUCUGUCCCCGUCCAUCUCUCUGUCCCUGUCCAUCUCUCUGUUCCUCUGUCCCCGUCCAUCUCUCUGUUCCUCUGUCCCCGUCCAUCUCUCUGUCCCUCUGUCCCCGUCCAUCUCUCUGUCCCUCUGUCCCCGUCCAUCUCUCUGUCCCUCUGUCCCCGUCCAUCUCUCUGUUCCUCUGUCCCCGUCCAUCUCUCUGUUCCUCUGUCCCCGUCCAUCUCUCUGUCCCUCUGUCCCCGUCCAUCUCUCUGUCCCCGUCCAUCUCUCUGUCCCCGUCCAUCUCUCUGUCCCCGUCCAUCUCUCUGUCCCCGUCCAUCUCUGUUCCUCUGUCCCCGUCCAUCUCUCUGUUCCUCUGUCCCUGUCCAUCUAUCUGUUCCUCUGUCCCCGUCCAUCUCUCUGUCCCCGUCCAUCUCUCUGUUCCUCUGUCCCCGUCCAUCUCUCUGUUCCUCUGUCCCCGUCCAUCUCUCUGUCCCCGUCCAUCUCUCUGUUCCUCUGUCCCCGUCCAUCUCUCUGUUCCUCUGUCCCCGUCCAUCUCUCUGUUCCUCUGUCCCCGUCCAUCUCUCUGUUCCUCUGUCCCCGUCCAUCUCUCUGUUCCUCUGUCCCCGUCCAUCUCUCUGUUCCUCUGUCCCCCGUCCAUCUCUCUGUUCCUCUGUCCCUGUCCAUCUCUCUGUUCCUCUGUCCCCGUCCAUCUAUCUGUCCCCGUCCAUCUCUCUGUUCCUCUGUCCCCGUCCAUCUCUCUGUUCCUCUGUCCCCGUCCAUCUCUCUGUCCCUCUGUCCCCGUCCAUCUCUCUGUUCCUCUGUCCCCGUCCAUCUCUCUGUUCCUCUGUCCCCGUCCAUCUCUCUGUCCCCGUCCAUCUCUCUGUUCCUCUGUCCCCGUCCAUCUCUCUGUUCCUCUGUCCCCGUCCAUCUCUCUGUCCCUCUGUCCCCGUCCAUCUCUCUGUUCCUCUGUCCCCGUCCAUCUCUCUGUCCCUCUGUCCCCGUCCAUCUCUCUGUCCCCGUCCAUCUCUCUGUUCCUCUGUCCCCGUCCAUCUCUCUGUCCCUCUGUCCCCGUCCAUCUCUCUGUCCCCGUCCAUCUCUCUGUCCCCGUCCAUCUCUCUGUUCCUCUGUCCCCGUCCAUCUCUCUGUCCCCGUCCAUCUCUCUGUUCCUCUGUCCCCGUCCAUCUCUCUGUCCCUCUGUCCCCGUCCAUCUCUCUGUCCCUCUGUCCCCGUCCAUCUCUCUGUUCCUCUGUCCCCGUCCAUCUCUCUGUCCCCGUCCAUCUCUCUGUCCCCGUCCAUCUCUCUGUCCCCGUCCAUCUCUCUGUUCCUCUGUCCCCGUCCAUCUCUCUGUUCCUCUGUCCCUGUCCAUCUCUCUGUUCCUCUGUCCCCGUCCAUCUCUCUGUUCCUCUGUCCCCGUCCAUCUCUCUGUUCCUCUGUCCCUGUCCAUCUCUCUGUCCCUCUGUCCCCGUCCAUCUCUCUGUCCCUCUGUCCCUGUCCAUCUCUCUGUUCCUCUGUCCCCGUCCAUCUCUCUGUCCCCGUCCAUCUCUCUGUCCCCGUCCAUCUCUCUGUUCCUCUGUCCCUGUCCAUCUCUCUGUUCCUCUGUCCCCGUCCAUCUCUCUGUCCCCGUCCAUCUCUCUGUCCCCGUCCAUCUCUCUGUUCCUCUGUCCCCGUCCAUCUCUCUGUUCCCGUCCAUCUCUCUGUCCCCGUCCAUCUCUCUGUCCCUCUGUCCCCGUCCAUCUCUCUGUCCCCGUCCAUCUCUCUGUCCCCGUCCAUCUCUCUGUCUGCAGGACGGUGGUUCUCUGGAUCAGUCUCUGAAGAAAGCAGGAAAGAUACCAGAACAGAUCCUGGGGAAAGUCAGCAUCGCUGUGAUUAAAGGCCUGUCCUACCUGAGAGAGAAACACAAGAUCAUGCAUAGAGAUGUGAAGCCAUCGAACAUCUUGGUUAGCUCCCGUGGUGAGAUCAAGCUGUGUGACUUUGGAGUGAGCGGUCAGCUCAUCGACUCCAUGGCCAACUCCUUUGUGGGAACCCGCUCCUACAUGUCUACCAUUUCCGGAGACCUUCUCCCUUACCUCACCUCGCUCAUCAACUCAUCCCUGACCGCUGGCUACGUCCCUUCCGUCUUCAAGAGAGCGAGAGUUGCACCCCUUCUGAAAAAACCUACACUCGAUCCCUCCGAUGUCAACAACUACAGACCAGUAUCCCUUCUUUCUUUUCUCUCCAAAACUCUUGAACGUGCCGUCCUUGGCCAGCUCUCCCGCUAUCUCUCUCAGAAUGACCUUCUUGAUCCAAAUCAGUCAGGUUUCAAGACUAGUCAUUCAACUGAGACUGCUCUUCUCUGUAUCACGGAGGCGCUCCGCACUGCUAAAGCUAACUCUCUCUCCUCUGCUCUCAUCCUUCUAGACCUAUCGGCUGCCUUCGAUACUGUGAACCAUCAGAUCCUCCUCUCCACCCUCUCCGAGUUGGGCAUCUCCGGCGCGGCCCACGCUUGGAUUGCGUCCUACCUGACAGGUCGCUCCUACCAGGUGGCGAAUCGCAUCUCUGCAUGUCUGGCAGACAUAUCAGUGUGGAUGACGGAUCACCACCUCAAGCUGAACCUCGGCAAGAUGGAGCUGCUCUUCCUCCCGGGGAAGGACUGCCCGUUCCAUGAUCUCGCCAUCACGGUUGACAACUCCAUUGUGUCCUCCUCCCAGAGCGCUAAGAACCUUGGCGUGAUCCUGGAUAACACCCUGUCGUUCUCAACUAACAUCAAGGCGGUGGCCCGUUCCUGUAGGUUCAUGCUCUACAACAGGGGUCCCCAAACUUUUUCCUGUGAGGGCCACAUAACUUUUCCCUUCUCUGAUGGGGGGCCGGUGUCAGUUUGUAACAGAAAAAGUGUGACGAUCGUAGGGGAGCUUAAAAAAUGUAUUGUUUUCCAGAAAGCCACACAUAACCAAAUAACCCUUUCCAGGUUCUUUACAGAAAAAAAAGUCAGGAAACAAAUAAUAACACUAUUAAUGAAAUAA
Molecule: messenger RNA, 4126 nt
Organism: Oncorhynchus keta (chum salmon)
Lineage: Eukaryota; Metazoa; Chordata; Actinopteri; Salmoniformes; Salmonidae
Gene: map2k1
Product: mitogen-activated protein kinase kinase 1
Exons: 5
Coding region: 275-4126 (1283 amino acids)
Biological process (GO): protein phosphorylation
Molecular function (GO): ATP binding; protein kinase activity
Source: RefSeq, a predicted model, not a curated record